UCAUGGCACAAAGGAUGUUUCAAAUGUCAGGUGUGCAACAUGACACUAAAUAUGAAAAACUACAAGGGCUAUGACAAACUGCCAUAUUGCAAUGCACAUUAUCCACAGACAAAACACACAGCUGUAGCUGACACACCCGAGUCCAGAAGAAUAGCAGAAAAUACAAAAAUACAAAGUAAUAUAGAGUACCGCAGGGAGUUUGAGGAGAGCAAAUCUCGAUAUUACCAGGUCACCGAUACCCCGGAGAUGAAAACCAACCUCCGAAACACGCAAAAUAUUAGUAUGAUCAAAUACCAUGCUGAAUAUGAGAAACAGAAGGGUAAGAAAAUCACGGUGGCAGACGAUCCAGAAACCCAGCGUGUACGUCACAACAUGGACGUGAUUAGCAACGUCAGUUACCAUGGUGAUAGAGAAAGAAGGAACCAGAUGGAGAUGGCAAGGCCUGCUGAGCAAGUUGAAGCACAAAAUAUUGUCCGGAACAUAAAAGAUGCAGGACGAGUAAGACCGAAUCCUGGCCGAAUUGCUGAUUACGACCCGACUGAGGUUGGAUUUGGUAGCGGAGGAGGGACACCGUAUUCGAACAGAAACUCAGCUGGUGCUAAGCAAGUGUACGACUCGAACAUUGGACGAGACGAAGACCCUGGCGAGUAUAAUAACCAAGAACGUCGCACGUCGAGAGGUUCCGUCAAAAAUCGUGUUCAGAGAUUUUCCUCGUCUGGCGAUGAGGACCCGGCGAGGUUGGAGCAGCCACAGUCACGUAAAGUUGGCUCAAUUAGUGACUAUGACCCUCUUAAUGAGAAAUACGGCUCCAUAGCCGGUCAACACACAGAUCCUAGGAGAGCCCAGCAGCCAGCACAACAAUAUCAGCCCCCACCUCAACAACCUUAUCAGCCCCCACCUCAACAAUAUCAGCAGCCCCCAGCAGAACCCCAGCAACCUAGAGAUGAUAUGGCAGGCAAAGGGAUGGUUUGUAAAGCAAUGUACGAUUACGACGCAGCUGACGCGGACGAGGUUGGUUUUCGAGAGGGAGAUUUGAUCGUAUUCUGUCAGCCAAUUGACGCGGGAUGGAUGGAAGGCACCGUAGAGAGUACCGGAAAACGUGGAAUGUUACCUUCAAAUUAUGUGGAGAAAAUCAACUAGGCGCUUUUUUAAAUGAAAAUUUAAUCAUUUUUUAAAAUGUGUAUAGAACAUGUAUAUAUAGCUAUGUGUGUUAAGAUAAGUUGAAAAGCUAAAGCCUAGGGCGAGUCUGAACCAGAAUUGCAUUAAAUUUGUGAUGGAAAACGUGAUAAUUAUGUUGUAACUACUUAACAGAGCCUUUAUGUUAAAUAUGUUUUUUUUUAGUUUUUUAAAGAUCAAAAUUUGAGAUAGAUGCCUUUGAACAGAUUUUGCUUUUUCUAGAACAAGACAAAAUAGUGUGAUGUCUUCUUGAAAUCGUCCUAAUUGGUAAGACAGUUAUAAAAUGUUUUAAGUACAAAUCUGCAUGGAGAACAAAGUCAGUGCCUGCUCAGGCAAAGAUAAGUUUUGGGAGUUUUCGUAAGAUGAUAUUUGGUAUGGGUACAUGUAGUUUUGCAGGAAAAGAAGCCCAGUCCAGUCUGCCUAAUGUGUACAUAGCUGUUGCAAUUUCUUUCACAUCCAUAAUAAAUGUUUUUUUGGAGAGAAAAAAAACGGUUCUUGUAAAAAUUUAAAUAAAUCAUCCACGGUUUUUAAUAUUGAUAUUCAAGAGUUUCAUUCUUUUCACUGUCCUCCCUAUCGGUUUCAAACUUGCUUCUUGAAUUCUUUGUUGUUGAUUCUUUUUUCCCACAACUUUUUAAAGAGGAAAAGAGGAAUAUUUCAUUAGCCUACAUACGUACCACUACCUUAGAGCGUAAAUGUAGUUUUGAACAAAUAUUUUUUCAGAACAUCGAUAUUAACCUGCUGGGAACAAAAAUUAUAAGUCCUUGACCAGGUUUUAUACAGUACAUUUUAGAUAAGUAAAUUGAGCCGCAUCACUACAAAACCAACAUAGUGCGUUUACGACCAGCAUGGAUCCAGACCAGCCUGCGCAUCCGCGCAGUCUGAUCAGGAUCCAUGCUGUUCGCUAUCAGUUUCUCUACUUGUAAUAGAGUUGGUAAGCGGACAGCAUGGAUCCUGAUCAGACUGCGGAUGCUCAGGCUGGUCUGGAUCAAUGCUGGUCGCAAACCCAUUAUGUUGGUUUUGUUGUGGCGCGGCUCAAUUUUGUUAUUAGUUUAGAUUUUUUUAUAAAAAGAUAUAUCUUAGUUUUUAAAGUUGCCAUAUUUUGAAUAGAUAGGAGAGAGGGAAAAGGGCUUGCGAUUUGAAUAUCAUUUUCGUUUUGUUCCUCAGACUAUGAAUUUAUUUUUGUCAUAUUUUGUUGUUGUUUUUAUUACUUUAUUUCUGUUCUUAAUUCAAUGAUCAGAUUGACUACAUGUGUUUGACAGUGUUUUUUUUUUUUUUUUUGCAUUUUUUUUUAUCAUUCAUUUUUGCAAGGAUUGUUUUUUUAUUAUGAUUUUUUUCAUGGAUAUUUCCACAGUAUUUUUUGUUGUCAUUGUUCUCUUGUGAGACAUUUUAAGAAAAUUGCUAAAGUUUUAGUGACCCAUUAGCUAGCAUCAUAGUGAAUGUGUGAAUUAAAAAGAACAAAAGCAUCCUGAAACUUUAGAAAUGAAAUAAGAAAAAAAAUUUUAUGCAGUUUUCCAAAAUAUUCAAACGUAAAGCAGCUUCAUUCUUUCCCAAAUAAGCAACGUUAGUGAUAAGUCUUACCAAAAAAAAUAAAA
This is a messenger RNA of Ruditapes philippinarum (Manila clam), 2768 nucleotides long. Its product is annotated as LIM zinc-binding domain-containing Nebulette-like. Gene Ontology annotation, cellular component: focal adhesion. Gene Ontology annotation, molecular function: actin filament binding. NCBI's taxonomy places the organism in Eukaryota, Metazoa, Mollusca, Bivalvia, Venerida, Veneridae. The record is from RefSeq and is a predicted model, not a curated record.